AUGAGUCACCAGUUGCCUGAGGGUGGCAGUCCUUUACGAGACAAAAGAAGACAAAGUGAUGCCAAGUGGAGAGCAAGUGUGGCUACAUGUUAUGAUGUUCUGAAAUAUGUUGUGCCAAAUGUGAAGCACAUGUCAAAGAAAAAAAUUUCAAAGGCACUAAUUCUUCAAGAAUGUGAGAAACACAUACAGGAUCUAGAAGACACUAUCAGUUAUCUGUUUCAUGUUGAGUGUAGAAACCAAGGACGGAUAGCUUUAUGGAAGGAAGGAGACUGUUGGUCCCAAUGUACAGUAGAGAAGUUGCAUGAAGACUUCACAGAAAAACAACGCAAAGUAUUCCAUGUAUCUGCACAUGGUCGCAGGUGCUACAAUCUUCUGCAGGACAUUAAAGAGGAAGUGUUUGACAUGAGAGCUGAUUCUAAACAGAUAACUUUCAUCAGUGAAGACAGUCUCAAUCUGAUGAAUAACUCUGAGGAUGCCAGCAGUCUCACCCUGAUAAAUAACUCUGAACAUGUCAGUCUCAAUCCGAUGAGCAACCUGGAAGAUGUCAAUGACAGCAUGAUGGGUACACAUACUGAAGUGCCUACUAUGGAGACUCCAGUCAAGACUACUCAAAUCAAGCGACCCAGGUUAUCCAGCGACAGUUCGGACAUUGAUUUUCUAAAUGGCUGUGGUGUUACUGACAUCAAGAAGGUUGGCUGUGUCCCUGAGCUCAACGUCUGCACAGACAACUCCUAUGGGUGUGAUAGUAUGUUUAGUCAGUGUUACAGCUCAGAUUCUGUUGGGAGCAGGGUUUCUACCCUGACAGUUGCUGCAAGCCUGAUGCACUCGGACACGUCAGAUAUAAAGGUGGAAACAGAAGAUUCAUCUCCAUACAUUAACAAUGAUCCUAUGUUAAGUUCACUCAAUACACCAAAUUUUGAUGCUGACAUGUCGCUGUUCUUAUCGACAACAUCUGAUGGAGUUACUAAACGACCACCAAAAUUUGGGUCUGCCAGGAAGAAGCUAAACUUCAACAGUCCAUCAUAUUCUGGGUGGCCCCAUACCUCUCCAGGGUUAGUGCACCCUGACAGGGCAGUUCCGGCGUUCCCAGUGUUAACAGGAUUUACUCCAGUCAAGCUGCCAGAUGAGCUGACCAGAAUUUCUGAGGCUUCUUCAGAAUACUUGACUUCUCCUUGGAAACCAGUGAACUCGCCCUUCAACUGUAGAACAAUGGCACAGAGCUACAUAAGCAGCAGUACAUUAGUUGAUCUAGAAGACAACUUAUUUUGUAUGGAAACUCUGGAUGAAUCGGACUUUGAAGAUAGUUUCAGCAGUGAAAUGUCUCUUGUACCAGAUGAGCCAAGCAACAGAAUGAAACCUCCAUGUCGCAGAAGAUUGGAAGG
Molecule: messenger RNA, 1382 nt
Organism: Candidula unifasciata
Lineage: Eukaryota; Metazoa; Mollusca; Gastropoda; Stylommatophora; Geomitridae
Source: the annotation of a GenBank genome assembly